AGAGCAGGGGUUUAAGAAAAAUAGUUGGGUGGUUUUCAGAGGGUUUUGGCGAUCAGGUUUUGGUUUUAGAUAGAUAGAUAGAUAAAGGAGAGAGAAAAUUAAUUUUUUCUAAUCGAAAUUAAUUUUUGAGAGACUAGAAUUAAAAAGGGUAUAAUGAUGGAUAGAAAUUGGAAAACGUGAAGAAUUUUAGUGAAUUUGUUCUUGUGGGUUGUAAAGAAAAAUUCUUCCUAAUAUUACACAUUUUUCAAAUCUUAGUAAAACCCUCCUAAAUUUUCUGCGUUUUUGCUGUUCAGGAAGGAUUUUGAAGUCUUGAAGUAGCAUUGAAUUGAAGACUUCUUGGGUAUGUUCUCCACGAUAUGUUGCAGAAGAGGCUAGAUUAUGGAUUCAGUGGAUAUCUGCUACCUUUCGUUCCUAAAGCUGCGAGGUCUUCUAGGAGGAGAGGCCUAUGUCAAUCGAAAGCUGCGGACAAGCAACUCUGUGCUUUUGAUUUACUUGCUACGGUAGCUGGAAAGAUACUUGAAUGUGAAAGUACUCAGUUGGCCGAUGUUCAAGAUGUUUUUAUGCAGGAGAAAGCUGAGGCCGAUGCGUCACUGAAAACUGAUUGUUGUGACAAGGAAAGUGCUGUAGCCGCAUCCCUUAACCUGGAGCUUGGAUUGCCGGUUCAAGAUCAAGUUUGCAAUGUGAAGGAAAUUGUAGACGUUAAUAAUUACGCAUCCUCGCCACCAGAUUCUGCGAUCACCUUGUGUCAUUGCUUGGAGAAGGAUGAGAAUUUUGUCAAGAUGGAUAUCGUUGAUGACAAGAGUGAUUUCUGUAGUCCCUUCCAGAAACCCGCGCUCUGUGGGCCUGGUCAUGUUGAUUUAUGUGAUCCUAAUCUGAAUGACGCUAUGGAGCAAGAUGAUGGCAAGAGAGAAAUAGCAUUUGAAAAUGGGGCUGUUUUUUCCUUCGGGAAGGCUCCUGCAGCAGCCAGCUCUGAUUGUAGUAUUAAACUGUCUUUAGGUGCGGACCACUACAGCUCUGGUUCACUUUUCCCGUGUAGGGGUAAUAAUGUUAAAGUAGUUUCUAGAGAUGAUGACGAAAACUCUUCUGAGUGUAUUCAACCGAGCAUUACGAAAUCUGCUAGGAUUCCAGCUCGUAUAGGUAACCGGAAAAUAAGGAGGUUAUUGGGGUCCAAAUAUUGGAAAGUAGCUUCUAAGGUGAAGGAUGGUGAUUAUUCCGAAACGGAACCGCGCUGCAUUUAUCGCAGCAGGAAGACUGGUUAUAAACGGCAGAGGUCUCAGAGGCUAUAUCUUUUCAAGAAGCGGAAGAUUUUUCGCUACAACUCAUUAUCAAAUUCUGACGGGGAUACUGACAGUAAAGGUGUAUAUGAUUCUUCUGGGAGGGAAAUUGAUCAGACGGUUUCUGCAUUCAGCACAAUCAGGAACGGAGUCGAUGGUUCUUCUUUAUGUAUUGCGGGCCAGAGCACAGCCUUUGCAUCCAGGGAAUCCCACGUGAAGCUGAGGAUCAAGUCUUUCAGAGUACCGGAACUUUUUAUUGAGAUGCCAGAGACUGCUACGAUUGGUUCUCUUAAGAGGACAGUAUUGGAUGCUGUGACUGCCUUACUUGGAGGAGGAUUGCGUGUCGGGGUGCUCCUUCAAGGAAAAAAGAUUAGAGAUGAUAACAAAACUCUUGUACAGUCUGGUAUUUGUUGUCAUGAUGACAAGGUAAAAUCCUUGGGCUUUACCCUAGAGCCCAACCCGUCACAUUCGGAGGUCUCAACUGAUGAGCCUCAGCCUGUAUCAAGGUUCCUCGCAAGUGGUAAUCAUCAGGGUGCUUCGCAUGAUCAUCUUAUGUGUAAUAUACGUAAUUUAAUCGAGAGUGAUCAUGAUUCAGCUCCUUCACCUGCUGAAACUACAGUAGAAAAAGGCGCAGUUGAUUCCCGAGCUUUAGUUCCUUUUCCCGAUGGUACUCCACAGGCAUUGGCCAUUCUCCCAGCACACCAAAAAUCUAAGCGAUCCGAGAUGGCACAACGUAGAAUUCGACGACCUUUCUCUGUAUCUGAAGUUGAGGCUUUAGUCCAAGCAGUUGAGAAGCUCGGCACUGGGAGGUGGCGGGAUGUAAAACUACGAGCAUUUGAUAAUGUGAAGCAUCGAACUUAUGUGGAUCUUAAGGAUAAGUGGAAAACACUGGUGCACACUGCGAGAAUAUCCCCUCAACAAAGGAGGGGAGAGCCUGUUCCUCAGGAACUGCUGGACAGGGUGUUAUCAGCCCAUUCUUACUGGUCCCAGCAGCAAGCUAAGCAGCAACUGAAACAACCAUCCGAACCCUGCCUUCUUCUUUAAGCCAUUUAAGUGCAUAGGAGGCUUCCGAUGGCGGUUCAUGUGGAUUUAUAAAUAUAAAUGUAGAACAAACAUAUAUUUCGGUUUCGAUGUGGUAUGUCCAGAUUUCAUUUUUUUGGAAAAUAAUCAGUGGUUCCCCUGCUUUUUGGCACUUUAUCAAUAGUACUCCUAAGUUUUUUUAUUAUCAAUGGUACCUUUGUAUUAUUGAUCGUUUUACAACCGUAACCUUUUCAAACUUUUUCUAGUCCAAAAUCGUUUAAAACCGUUAACUUUCUUUUAUAUUUUGAAUUGAAAAAUAAAAGAAAAAGAAAAAAAGUUAACGAUUUUGGACAAUUUUGGACGGAAAAAGUUUAAAAAGGUUACGGUUGUAAAAUGUUCAAUAGUGCGAGGAUACCAAUGAUAAUAAAAAAAACUUGAGAGUACCAUUGAUAAAGUGUCAAAAUUCAAGGGUACCAUUGAUAAUUUAAUUUUUUUUUUUUUUUUUUAACUUCUGACAUUAUGUUUACGUUGACGACGAAAAUGAAUGAUUAUAAUGUAAAAAGGUAGUAGUGAUACUGAUGCUGAAUCCAUGUAAUAGAGAUGUAUUGCUCAUUUGCCGUGAUCCCAUGUUUCUUCGUUUGAGGAAGCGGGGAUUUGUUGGGCGCUUUGUAAAUGGUUGAUGGAAUAAGGGCAUUGCUGACGGAAUUUGGUUUGGCACUCCAUUUUCUCACUUAUGUUGAUUUGAAGGGUGUUUUACUCUUGUCCUCUAAUUUAAAGGGAAAAUAAAAUAUAAACAUGGGUUGCUUAUAGGAAUUGUUUUAGAUGAUAUACUUUGUUAGCUGUUUUUAACUCAAUGACUCUUACAUUGUUGCUUUGCUCAAAGGCUUAUUUCACUUGUAACUUUGUAAGCUUCUUGUAAUUGAAAUUAAUGUAAUUGAUUUGAUUUCUCAUUCAA
Molecule: messenger RNA, 3249 nt
Organism: Amaranthus tricolor (Joseph's coat)
Lineage: Eukaryota; Viridiplantae; Streptophyta; Magnoliopsida; Caryophyllales; Amaranthaceae
Product: telomere repeat-binding protein 2-like
Exons: 10
Coding region: 357-2318 (653 amino acids)
Source: RefSeq, a predicted model, not a curated record